CAGGAUAAUAACGAAAUUUACGGCCUUAUAAGUUUCUAUCCCGCCGCGAAAGCUUUUAGAAAUAGUAUUGGCGCUGUAAGCCUCGACUUUAUUCGCAAGCAUGCGGAGGCUGUUAUGCACGCAUCUCUAAUUAGUUACGUUAAAGACGCCCAGCUACGUAGAAGUCUCUUUAACACUAGAGAGACAUAUAGGGUCGUCUCUUUAGUAUACGCAAAGUUCUUCGUUAAUUACACUAAACUACUCAAAGCACUUGCUUAA
This is a messenger RNA of Trematosphaeria pertusa, 258 nucleotides long. RefSeq lists its product as uncharacterized. The transcript is spliced from 2 exons. Lineage: Eukaryota; Fungi; Ascomycota; Dothideomycetes; Pleosporales; Trematosphaeriaceae. The annotation marks the transcript as partial. The record is from RefSeq and is a predicted model, not a curated record.